GCCAAAUUAGUAAGGCCUUCAACCUCAGAGCAGAUUUGCUGUUGCCACUUCGCCCUAUUUACUUUCUUCUAACUUGUUUUUGACCUGGGAAAAGCCAUGGACAUUCUCCGUUUCUUGUGCGGCAUUCUUGGUAAUGUAGUCAGUCUGCUCCUUUUCUUGGCACCUAUGACCACGUUCAGGAGGAUCAUAAGGAACCAGUCAACAGAGCAGUUCUCAGGCGUCCCUUACGUGGUAACUCUUCUUAGCUGCAGCCUCUACACCUGGUAUGGACUACCGUUCAUGUCACCGGACAACCUUCUGCUUUUGAUCAUUAGCGUCAUAGGUGUUGUGAUUGAGCUCACGUACGUUUGGAUCUUCAUCACGUACGCACCAAAGAAGGAGAGGGCGAAGAUCAUGGUACUCUCUGGUCUUGCUCUGAUUCUUAUCUUAACAUUUGCCCUUGUCUCCCUCUUCGCCCUGCACAGCAAGACCCGGAAACUCUUCUGCGGCAUCAUGCUUGACAUUUUCUCUACUAUUACGUAUGCUUCACCUCUAUCGAUCAUGAUGUUGGUGAUCAAGACGAAGAGUGCAGAAUUCAUGCCUUUUUUGUUAUCGCUGCUCUUUUUCUUAUGCGGCAUCUUUUGGCUCGCAUAUGGCCUUCUUAAUCGGGACCCCUUUCUCAUCGUGCCUAAUGGAUUGGGGACUGGACUUGGGAUUGCGCAAUUGAUCUUGUAUGCUAAGUACCGCAAGAACCAGAGUCAUACAAAAAAACGAGGUUAGGGAUGAAUUCGGGGAGAUGGAUGUUGAAAAGACAGAUCAAAAUGAAGGAACCGAGU
Eucalyptus grandis is the source of this 815-nucleotide messenger RNA. Its product is annotated as bidirectional sugar transporter SWEET1-like. Gene Ontology annotation, biological process: carbohydrate transport. Bases 97 to 759 code for a protein of 220 amino acids. The record is from RefSeq and is a predicted model, not a curated record. Gene Ontology annotation, molecular function: sugar transmembrane transporter activity. The transcript is spliced from 6 exons. Gene Ontology annotation, cellular component: membrane. NCBI's taxonomy places the organism in Eukaryota, Viridiplantae, Streptophyta, Magnoliopsida, Myrtales, Myrtaceae.